AUGGGGGUUGAUAAGACUUCCAAAGAUAAAAUGGUAACUAGCGUCAGAAAGGCAAAAAACUGUGAUCACAAGAAAGUUAUUUGUCGGGACGAUUUCAACAACAAGAAUAAGCACUUGACUCUACCAAAAAGAAUAUCCGAGAAAGGUGACUGUAGAAAGCAAUCCAAGGACAAUCUAUCAUCAAAACCCUCGAAUCAACCUAUAAUUAAACCAAAAAGAUCUAAGAGUAUGCCGUCGAAUGGUGCACGAAGAAACGGAUUCUUAAAUAAUGAAGAAGAAAGAGAAUUGUUUGCCAAGCAAAGAUCGGUUAUAUAUCGGUUGAAUGAAAUAAUGAGAAAAUCAGAAUUAGCCAAUUAUGAGGCGUUUAUGAACCUGAGUCAUACAGUUGACGAUACUAAUACUACAGGAUAA
Molecule: messenger RNA, 411 nt
Organism: Heterobilharzia americana
Lineage: Eukaryota; Metazoa; Platyhelminthes; Trematoda; Strigeidida; Schistosomatidae
Source: the annotation of a GenBank genome assembly